AUGGACUAUAAUAGGAUGAACUCCUUCCUAGAGUACCCACUCUGUAACCGGGGACCCAGCGCCUACAGCGCCCACAACGCUCCUACCCCCUUCCCCUCUUGCUCGGCUCCCGUCGUUGACAAUUAUGCAGGAGAGGCCCGCUAUGGCGGGGGGCUGCCCAGUCCCGGGCUCCAGCAAAAUCCCGGCUACCCGACGCAGCAACCGCCUUCAGCACUGGGGGUGUCGUUCCCCAGUUCCGCGCCGUCGGGGUACGCCCCGGCUGCCUGCAGCCCCAGCUAUGGGCCUUCUCAGUACUACCCUAUGGGCCAACCUGAAGGAGACGGAGGCUACUUUCACUCAUCAAGCUACGGGGUCCAGGUAGGAGGUUUGUCCGACGGCUACGGAGCUGGGGGAGCUGGCCCGGGGCCGUACCCUCCGCCGCAGCCUCCUUACGGGAAUGAGCAGACAGCAAGCUUUGCGCCGGCCUAUGCAGAUCUUCUCUCUGAGGAAAAGGAGCCGCCCUGUCGCUCAGAAUCCAGCCCCUCUACGGCGCGGACCUUCGACUGGAUGAAAGUCAAAAGGAAUCCACCCAAGACAGCCAAGGUGUCGGAACUGGGUCUGGGCUCUCCUGGAGGCCUCCGCACCAACUUCACUACGCGGCAGUUGACUGAGUUGGAGAAGGAGUUCCAUUUCAACAAGUACCUGAGCCGGGCCCGGCGGGUGGAGAUCGCCGCUACCCUGGAGCUCAACGAGACACAGGUCAAGAUUUGGUUCCAGAACCGGCGCAUGAAGCAGAAGAAGCGAGAGCGGGAGGGAGGCCGGGCGCCCCCAGCCCCACAGGGCUGCUCCAAAGAGGUGGUGGGAGACGCCUCGGACCAGUCGGCCUGCACCUCUCCGGAAGCUUCACCCAGCUCCAUCACCUCUUGA
Chrysochloris asiatica (Cape golden mole) is the source of this 906-nucleotide messenger RNA. It is a transcript of the gene HOXB1, whose product is annotated as homeobox B1. Lineage: Eukaryota; Metazoa; Chordata; Mammalia; Afrosoricida; Chrysochloridae. Gene Ontology annotation, biological process: regulation of transcription by RNA polymerase II. Gene Ontology annotation, molecular function: RNA polymerase II cis-regulatory region sequence-specific DNA binding; DNA-binding transcription factor activity, RNA polymerase II-specific. Gene Ontology annotation, cellular component: nucleus. The record is from RefSeq and is a predicted model, not a curated record. Bases 1 to 906 code for a protein of 301 amino acids. The transcript is spliced from 2 exons.